Molecule: messenger RNA, 3504 nt
Organism: Heterocephalus glaber (naked mole-rat)
Lineage: Eukaryota; Metazoa; Chordata; Mammalia; Rodentia; Bathyergidae
Source: RefSeq, a predicted model, not a curated record
ACCUGUCGCUGCUGCAGGAGGACCCGCCCGACGACGCCGACGGCUCCUUGGACUUUGUCUCUCAAGAUGAAAUGUUGACGCCACUGGGAAGAUUGGACAAGUAUGCUGCGAGUGAGAACGUGUUCAACAGACAAAUGGUGGCUCGGAGUUUGCUGGAUACGUUGAGGGAAGUCUGCGAUGAUGAAAGAGAUUGUGUUGCUGUUCUGGAAAGAAUUAGCAGAUUAGCUGACGAUUCAGAGCCCACGGUGCGCGCAGAAUUGAUGGAGCAAGUGCCUCACCUCGCGCUGUUCUGCCAGGAGAGCCGGCCUACCAUCCCCUGUGCCUUUUCCAAGUACCUGCUGCCCGUUGUGGUGCGGUAUCUGGCAGAUCAGAACAACCAGGUGAGGAAAACAAGCCAAGCAGCUUUGCUGGCUUUGCUGGAGCAGGAGCUGAUCGAGCGCUUUGAUGUGGAGACCAAAGUGUGCCCUGUCCUCAUAGAGCUGACUGCACCUGACAGCAACGACGACGUGAAGACAGAGGCCGUGGCCGUGAUGUGCAGGAUGGCGCCGAUGGUUGGGAGGGGCAUCACAGAGCGCCUCCUCCUCCCACGGUUCUGUGAGAUGUGCUGCGACUGCAGAAUGUUCCAUGUUCGGAAGGUCUGUGCCGCCAAUUUUGGGGACAUUUGCAGUGUCGUUGGCCAGCAAGCUACUGAGGAGAUGUUGCUGCCCAGGUUUUUCCAGCUUUGUUCUGACAACGUGUGGGGAGUCCGGAAGGCGUGUGCUGAGUGCUUCAUGGCAGUCUCAUGUGCAACGUGUCAAGAAAUCCGACGGACCAAGUUAUCAGCACAGUUUAUUAAUUUGAUCAGUGACCCUUCACGUUGGGUUCGCCAAGCAGCUUUUCAGUCUCUGGGACCUUUCAUAUCAACUUUUGCUAAUCCAUCUAGCUCAGGCCAAUAUUUUAAAGAAGAAAGCAAAAAUUCAGAAGAUAUUUCAGAAGAUAAAAAUAGGCUCGGAGACCAAGAGGUGCCAGAGGAUGUCCCUUCAGCCCUCAGUGUCGCUGGGCCCAGUGCCAGGUUGGAGUGUGCGCUGGAAGACCGUGGUGCUGGAGCGCCUCGGGACUCUGCACAGGAGCUGGGUGUCCCGGCUCCGGCAGACAGCUCUUCACUGUGUACUGUGUCCUCAGAGUCUCACCCAGAAGCAGCUAGUAGUGAUGAGGUUACAAAGCCCUAUGGCUGCAAAUCCGUGUUCCAGCUGGAGGCUGACAGCAAGUCACAAGACUCAGCUCUCCCAGAUCAGGAAUUGUACAACUCCUUCCAUUUCUGGAGGACUCCUCUUCCCGAAAUAGAUCUGGACCUCGAGCUUGAGCAGGACUCUGGGAAGAGCCUCGGCCUGGAGCGGCCAGAAGGAGCCCCAGAAGACCUCAUGCCAGGUUCUCUAAACAUCACCAUGGCCACCAGGAGGGAGCUGGAGGAGAUGCUAGAAAACCUGGAGCCUCAUAUUGAUGAUCCUGAUGUUAAAGCUCAAGUGGAGGUGCUGUCGGCUGCCCUGCGCGCCUCCAGCCUGGACACUCACACAGAGGCUGUCAGCAUGGAAAAGAGCAGCGAGCUGCAAGACGAACCGGGUAUAAAUGAGCUACCAAAUUGUAAAAUAAAUCAAGAUGAUUCUGUGCCUUUAAUCAGCGAUGCUGUUGAGAGCAUGGACCCCGCUCUUCACUACGUCCACAGCGACUCAGACGUGAGCACCAGCAGCAGCUUCAGCCCGGACGAGGAGAGGAGCCCUAAAGUGCAGGACGUGGUGCCUCAGGCUCUGUUGGACCAGUACUUGUCUAUGACCGACCCGUCCCGCGCACAGACGGUGGACACGGAGAUCGCCAAGCACUGCGCAUACAGCCUGCCCGGGGUGGCCCUGACCCUUGGCAGGCAGAACUGGCACUGCCUGAGAGAGACCUACGAGACCCUGGCCUCUGACAUGCAGUGGAAAGUUCGAAGGACCUUAGCGUUCUCCAUCCACGAGCUCGCAGUUAUUCUUGGAGAUCAGUUGACAGCUGCGGAUCUGGUUCCAAUUUUUAAUGGAUUUUUAAAAGACCUCGAUGAAGUCAGGAUAGGUGUCCUUAAACACUUGCAUGAUUUUCUGAAGCUUCUUCAUAUUGACAAAAGACGAGAGUAUCUGUAUCAACUGCAGGAGUUUCUGGUGACAGACAAUAGUAGAAACUGGCGCUUCCGAGCCGAGCUGGCUGAGCAGCUGAUCUUACUUCUAGAGCUAUACGGCCCCAGAGACAUUUAUGACUAUCUGCGCCCCAUCGCCCUGAGCCUGUGUGCAGACAAAGUGUCCUCCGUCCGCUGGAUUUCCUACAAGCUGGUCAGCGAGAUGGUGAAGAAGCUGCACACAGCUUCAUCCCCAACCUUUGGCGCGGAUCUCAUCCGGGAGCUGGUGGAGAACUUCGGCAGGUGUCCCCGGUGGUCAGGCCGCCAGGCCUUCGUCUUCGUGUGCCAGACUGUCAUCGAGGACGACUGCCUCCCCAUGGACCAGUUCGCUGCACACCUCAUGCCACACCUGCUCACCCUGGCCAACGACAGAGUCCCGAACGUCAGAGUGCUGCUCGCCAAGACGCUGAGGCAGACGCUGUUAGAGAAAGAGUACUUCCUCACCUCUGCCAGCUGCCACCAGGAGGCUGUGGAGCAGACUAUCAUGGCCCUGCAGAUGGACCGAGACAGUGACGUCAAGUACUUCGCCAGCACCCACCCCGCCGGCACCAAGAUCUCUGAAGACGCCAUGAGCACAGCCUCCUCCACGUACUAGGCCAGGCCCAGCCUCGGGCCCCGCUCCCUGGGGCAGCGGCAGGCGGCCACCUCUGGGCCUGCUCACCCCACAAGGUCAUGGGCAAGGGCGGGCUCAGAGGCAGUCUUACCUCGCCUGAAGGGAACGGCGUUUCUCAGCGGAUUCUCACGUCACCAAAGCCUUAACACCCCUGUCUUCCUGGCGGACCGACACUUGAGGGCAGAGUGACCGCAUUGCUCUCUCCUGGGUCUAUUUCACAUCAGAUGAAUGAAUUCUUGCAGCCAGAAGAGACGCACGCUGGACAGACAGGAAAGGCCUUCAGUAUUAGCCCACUGCAGCCCCUCGGAUAGUUCCAGGCGGGUAGAAACGAAGAGAUUUUUGUGCAUUUCUCCCAAGGGCUUGAUGCUAACACUAAAGUAGAAUCUGAUUUUAACUUGUAAAUGCAGCAUAUUGCUGUGCACAUUUGCAGAAUGUUUGCUCAAUAUGUGUCUUGGUUUUUCAUGCUGGUCAUGACCGGAAGAAACUUCUCGGCGUGUGUCCACUGGUGUUGUGGACAUGAUUGUGGUCGGCUCCGAGGUGCGACUUUCUCCCACGCUGUGCGUCCAUGCAGCCACUUAGGAGUGCUGCCGUCCGGAUCAUGCAGUCAGAAUGGUUGUGGCACAAGUUCUCCUGUCCAAAUGAAAUUGAUUGAAAUAUAUAGAUACUUGUUUUCUACCUGUCUGUGAAUAAAUGCAAUUUGUGACCUGUA